CUCCUCCCGCGCUGCCACCCGCCCGCAGCCCCGGUCAUGGUGCUGGGCCGCGGGCUUCUCGGCCGUUGGAGCCUCGCUGCGCUGGGAGUCGCCUGCGCCCGUCGCGGCCUGGGAUUGCCUCGCUGACGUCGGCGGGCAAGCCGAUUGGGGUCGAGAAAAGGCUACACAGCAGUUGAGUCAGACUUUGAGAGGGCUGAAGACAGAGUGGGGUAACUUGUCAGCUGGGGGUGCUGAAGGAUUUGUGCUAGGUCCAGCCCUGGUGGGAAUCUUUCUCCAUCACACGGAUUUAAGGAAGAGCUUGACCGUGGAUCAGGGCACCAUGAAGGUUGAGUUACUGCCUGCUCUGACCGACAAUUACAUGUACCUGAUCAUCGAUGAUGACACCAAGGAGGCUGCUAUUGUGGACCCAGUGCAGCCCCAGAAGGUUGUGGAAACGGUGAAGAAGCAUGGUGUGAAGCUGACUACAGUGCUCACCACCCACCACCACUGGGACCACGCUGGCGGGAACGAGAAGCUGGUCAAGUUGGAGCCUGGAUUGAAGGUGUACGGGGGCGAUGACCGGAUCGGGGCCCUGACUCACAAGGUCACGCACCUGUCCACACUGCAGGUGGGGUCUCUUAACGUCAAGUGCCUGUCAACGCCAUGUCACACUUCCGGACACAUCUGCUACUUUGUGAGCAAGCCCAACAGUCCCGAGCCCCCCGCGGUGUUCACAGGUGACACCUUGUUUGUGGCCGGCUGUGGGAAGUUCUAUGAAGGGACAGCUGAUGAGAUGUACAAAGCCCUGCUUGAGGUCCUGGGCCGGCUCCCUCCAGACACGAGAGUGUACUGUGGCCAUGAGUACACCAUCAACAACCUCAAGUUUGCUCGCCAUGUGGAGCCCAGCAAUACUGCCAUCCAGGAGAAACUGGCCUGGGCCAAGGAGAAGUACAGCAUCGGGGAGCCCACGGUGCCAUCCACCAUUGCUGAGGAAUUCACCUACAACCCAUUCAUGAGAGUGAGGGAGAAGACCGUGCAGCAGCAUGCAGGUGAGACGGACCCUGUGACCACCAUGAGGGCCAUCCGCAAAGAGAAGGACCAGUUCAAGGUGCCGCGGGACUGAGGCGGCCACAGGGCCUGGGUGCCCACGGCUGCCACCACCGCUGCCUUCAAGCACAUUUGGGUAUUCAGAUGUGUUAGGUGAAUUUCUGGCUAGGAGUGCAGGAAAUUCAGUCUCAGUUUAAUUUUAAAUUAAUUUCAGAGCGCUUUGCUUAUGUUAUCAAAUGUUCUAAUGCAUAUUUAUAAGAGAAGAAGUUUAGAAAGUGUUUAUUCCCGGAAGCUCUGCUUGCAAACUGUGUGCUAUCUCCGGCCUUUCCACGGGCCCCCAUAGUUGCCGUGUGAGCCCCCACAUGAUGCCCCAAUAAGAGCUGCCCCCCCUGCCCCCGGCAAGGCCAGCAUGCCCUGCCUGUCAUUCCUCAAAGUCUGUGCUUACCAGAACAAGGCCCCUGGGAGGGGCAUCGCCCCCUCCUGCUACCUCAGCUACCUCUAAUGGAGUCAUGACAUUGUCGUGUCCUCAUGUCCAUGUUGAUGUGUAGUGGAAUUCCAGGCCCAGGGCAGGCCCGGAGCACCUACCUGAGCUGGGGUGAUGCUGAAGAGCUGCCUCCAGCACAGGGCUGGGCCUGGGGGCUUUGGUGGGGAGAGUGCAGUCUGGGAGCCUGGGGCAUGUGGUGCCUGAGGAGCUCUGAGCUCUGCACACCUGUCCCUGCGAAGGCUGUCCUGUCCUGUGGGGCACUGUGCCUCAUGUGGGCAGAGAAGCUGACAGGAGGGAUGCGGGGACAUCUGUGGGUGGGGGUGCGCUUGGGCGCCCACAUGGCAUCAGCACCACUGCUGGCACUGUGCUGCCCCUGCUGGGGCACUGGUCCUCUCCGGAGUCCUUCCUCCUGGCAGCAGUGUGCAGGGAGGAGCUUACUCUUGAGAUUGCGACGUGGUGUUCCUGCUCUGUAGCUGUUUCUUCUGCUCCUGGUUGGCCGUCCCUGGGAAGUGGCUCCUCUCCUGCAGUGUCAGGCUGGUCCUGGUUACACCGAGUCACAUCUCAGGCAGAGCCAUGGGGAGGGGUGGGCCCAGUAGGUCACAACAGCACCCAGGGCCCUGAGGUGCAAGGAGGAAGGGAUGAGACUGAGGAACAGGAAGGGCUGCGGGGAACCCUCCCAACCAACUCAUUUCUGGAUCUAGAGGUUCUCCGUGUGGCCUUGGUAUGUGACGGGAGCAGUGUGAGGACCCAGGGUCAGCGAGGCUGUGCUUGCUGAGCCAGGCGUUUGAGUCUCUGGGUCUCACCUGUCAUGGUGAUACCCACUGAACACUCUCCUGUCCAGCUGAGGUCCGCUGCCACUCCUAUUGAUGUCGCCCCCAUAUGCCUCAUCCAGAUGGGUCACGACCCAGCAGUUGUCCAUUUUCUGUCCCCAUGGAUUCCUCAGGUCCCUGUCCCGGCCAACCAUGGGCCCGCAUCACUCUGCAGCUGCCUGUGUGGGCCUCUCCAAAGAUGAUGCCCCGCUCAGUGGAGCCAAAGCUCCCUGUGGGCAGCAGGGUGUCAUGGAGAGGAGUGUGCACGGGUCCUCCUGGUGCUCCCUUCCUGGCUUGGUACCAGCAACUGGACAUGCAGGUGCAGGUGUCUCAGGACGUGCUGAGGCCUUGGUCUGCGAUGCCUGAGGGUCACUGUGGGCCUGUGGGCACUGUGCCCGUCCCCCCAGGUAGCUCCUGUUGUUGGCAACCCCUCCCUAGGGACGCUGAGCUCCUCGCUAGUGUCCACCAGCACGGCGGCUAUGCUAGGGGUGAGCACUUCUCCUUGGAACCAGCUGCCAAGGGCCCCUUUCCCACCAGCAUGCACCCCAGUUUGGCAUCCCACAUGUAAAGAAAUG
Messenger RNA from Hippopotamus amphibius kiboko, 2894 nucleotides. It is a transcript of the gene HAGH, whose product is annotated as hydroxyacylglutathione hydrolase. Bases 320 to 1102 code for a protein of 260 amino acids. The transcript is spliced from 10 exons. Gene Ontology annotation, biological process: glutathione metabolic process. The record is from RefSeq and is a predicted model, not a curated record. Gene Ontology annotation, cellular component: mitochondrion. NCBI's taxonomy places the organism in Eukaryota, Metazoa, Chordata, Mammalia, Artiodactyla, Hippopotamidae. Gene Ontology annotation, molecular function: hydroxyacylglutathione hydrolase activity.